Nicotiana attenuata is the source of this 591-nucleotide messenger RNA. RefSeq lists its product as uncharacterized. NCBI's taxonomy places the organism in Eukaryota, Viridiplantae, Streptophyta, Magnoliopsida, Solanales, Solanaceae. Bases 1 to 591 code for a protein of 196 amino acids. The transcript is spliced from 2 exons. The record is from RefSeq and is a predicted model, not a curated record. Gene Ontology annotation, cellular component: nucleus. Gene Ontology annotation, biological process: chromatin remodeling.
AUGUCAGACGUGUUUAAAUCAUGGUACUCUGGUCGCAUGGGGAGCAAGAACGAGGUAGGCAUUUUGGUUGAUAGGGAUCUCCGGGAGCUAGUGGUGGAGGUUAAGAGAGUGAGCGGCAGGCUUAUGAGCAUUAAGCUAAUCGUUGGGUUUUUUACCUUAAACGUGAUUAUUGCGUACGUUCCCCAAGUGGGCUUGGACAAGGAGGUUAAAAGGCUCUUCUGGGAAGACUUGGAUGGGGUGGUGUGUGGUAUCCUGCACACUGAGAAGCUUUUCAUAGGAGGAGAUUUCGAUGGCCAUAUUAGGCGGCAUCUGGGGGUUACGAUGAUGUGCAUGGAGGCUUUGCAGCCUGGUUUUAUGGAAGUAGUUCAAGAGUCGUGGAAUACUCAGGUAGAAGGAAAUGCCAUGUGGAGAAUAAAGACAAAGCUGCAAACUCUAGCCAGAAACCUCAGUAAAUGGUCCAGAGCAAGCAUAGGCGACAUAUAUGAGCAGUUCAACAAUUGGGAAGUCAAAGUACAACGACUUGAAGAGUUGGAUUUUCACCACAACUUGGAGGAGCGAAGAGAAGAGCUGAAUAAAGCUCACGCGGAAUAG